Penicillium angulare is the source of this 828-nucleotide messenger RNA. RefSeq lists its product as uncharacterized. The coding region runs from base 1 to 828 and encodes 275 amino acids. Gene Ontology annotation, molecular function: transmembrane transporter activity. The record is from RefSeq and is a predicted model, not a curated record. The transcript has 4 exons. Gene Ontology annotation, biological process: transmembrane transport. Gene Ontology annotation, cellular component: membrane. Lineage: Eukaryota; Fungi; Ascomycota; Eurotiomycetes; Eurotiales; Aspergillaceae.
AUGUCUGGACAGAAGGAUACACCUGCGAAGUCAAGGCUGACCUUCUUGGGGUUCUUCAAGGAGAUUUUCAACUGGUAUCCUUCUCAUUAUCCUUCGGAAGAAAGAAAGUUCCUGAAAUUGCUACAAGCUUACAAGGGGUUUGCAGAUCAAACGAAUAUCAGCAAUGCCUACGUGAGCGGCCUCAAGGAGGACUUCGCCCUAUACGGCAACGAACUCAAUUAUUUUAAUGUCUGUUACUUCACGGCCUAUGUCGUUUUUCAGGUCCCAGGACUGCUUUUGAUGUCACGUCCCAAGCUAGCUCGCUGGCUGCUUCCUACUCUUGAAAUUCUCUGGGGUAUUUGCACCUUCGCUCAAAGUCGCGUUACAAACGUUCAUCAAUUGUAUGCCUUGAGAUUUUUGGUCGGAAUGUUGGAAGCUCCUGUCUUUGCAGGAACUCAUUUUAUCCUUGGCUCUUGGUAUUCCGGACCUGAGCUUUUCAAGCGCGCAGGUACUUGGUUCAUAUGUAACCCACUUGGCAGCAUGGUUAGUGGAUAUCUUCAAUCGGCCGCGUAUACGAAUCUCUCGGGCGUUGGAGGUAUGCCGGGUUGGAGAUGGCUUUUCAUUAUCGACGGCAUUUUCACUAUCCCAGUUGCUAUUAUUGGGUUCAUUAUCUUUCCCGGCAUCCCAGACUCGCCUCGACCAUUCUAUUUGACCGAAAGCGAUAUUGAAUUAGCCAAGGAGCGAGGGCGUAAGGCAGGUAUUCGUCGUCCUGGUAAAAUGAAUCUUGAUGUGUUCAAGCGAUCUCUUAAGAGGUGGCACAUUUGGGUAUUUAUUACAUGUUAUGCGUGA